Messenger RNA from Leptinotarsa decemlineata (Colorado potato beetle), 2353 nucleotides. RefSeq lists its product as uncharacterized. Gene Ontology annotation, molecular function: zinc ion binding; actin filament binding. The record is from RefSeq and is a predicted model, not a curated record. Gene Ontology annotation, biological process: cell adhesion. Lineage: Eukaryota; Metazoa; Arthropoda; Insecta; Coleoptera; Chrysomelidae.
AGAACUACAAGAUCCUCAAGUAAGGUUAGGAAAAAGUAAAUUGUUGUCUUUCCGUUAGUAAAUGUAGGUUUUCAAGAUUUUAGGAAUGAAAAUAGAAAUAAUUAAAUCUAAAAUACCUAAAUAGAGAUAAAUAUUUUACCUUUUUUUGAUAUAAGCCAAAAAAUGGCUAGUGAUAGUUUUUCUUCAGAGGACAAUUCCAGAGAAUGUUUCAAAGAAGUUCAGAAUGAACCAAGGGUAGUCACACAGUAUGACAAUAGUGUGUGGAAAAAUAUUGUAUGUUUGGAGACAGGAUGCAAUUUUACAUUCGAAACAAAAAAGGCAUUAAUGGGACAUUUGAUUAAAACUCAUGAUCUCUCUUUCGAAUUGGAAGAAUCAGAAGUGACGAACUGGCAAGAAUUCCAAACUUGGAAGGAUCUCAUGGAAGAAAGAGAAAAAUGCCAUUAUGUGUUGUUCUCCAGAAAAUAUGACAAAAUUACAAAUCAAACAUUGAGUUUGAUGUUCUCCUGCUUAGGAAAUAGGACAAUCAAAGGUGAAAAUGAGCAAUCUCAACUUGAACACUCUUGCACUAGCGUGAUUGAAGCUAAAGAAGUCAGCGAAUCUUUGAUAAGUAUAGAAUGGAUUAGAACACAUUAUGGACAUAUCUGCAAUAGCAUGAAUGUCAACGUUAAAAUUGAAAGAGAUUUGGACUUGCCGCCCGUUGAUAAAGAUAUGGAAGUAGUUCAACCUGAAUUCACAUUUGUUAAAGUCGAAGAAAAAUCCUCGACAACAAAUUGUAUUCAGACACCCAUAGGAUUUGGUACUGACGACAGCACAUUCUCCCUGGAUUCAUGGGUCAGUGAAUGUGGUGCUUAUCAGGACAACCCAGUAUUGUUUUAUAAACCAUCAAACUGUACAGUGGAAGGCUUCUCAAUUGACGACUUUUGCUUGAUAGUAAUGACCAAUUUCCAAGCAGAUAUGUUGAAGAUGUACCCGGAUAUUGUGGCCAUAGACAGCACUUACGGUUUGGAAGAUUGCGAGUUCGAACUCACAACACUUCUGAUCAUCGAUAAAAAGGGAGAACUCUUUCCGGCUGCGUUUAUGAUUACUAAUAAUGACAGUAGGCCUGUGAGUACCUUCUUUUUCGAACACGUGCGGGAGAAAGUUGGUGCUGUUUCUCCACAAAUAUUUAUUUCAGAAAUGACUGGAAAAUUUCACGACUCCUGGUCUGCCGUAAUGGGUCCUAUAACGAAUUGGUUGUUCUGCUCUUGUCAUUUGGAGCAUAUCUGGAAGUUGAACUUGCUGAAUAUAAAAAAUAGAGAUAAACGAAUCUGGGUGUAUGAAACGUUGAAGGAACUGCAGCUGACGUCUGAGGAGGAAAAGUUCAUAAAUGCUCUGGAUUCCGCGAUAAACGAAAUACUGAAUGAUCAAGAAACCUUCGCGUUCGGAGAAGCUUUCCAGCAUUCGUACGUUGAUUGUAUAAGACAGUGGGUGUAUUGCUACAGAAAAGAACUUGGGUUAGAAGCCGAUAUAUUUUUGGAUAGCAUGAAGCAGAUGGUGAGGCAUCCAGGGUGCAGAAGAAAAAUUAAAAAACGCGACGAGGUUGUGUGUGACAUGCUGCAAUACGUUAGAGACAAAACAGUAUCAUGCAUAGUCGAGGUAGCUGAGGGAGAUUUGAAAGAAGAAAUAGAUCGGAACCAUGAUAGAUCAGUGCAAAAUGCUUUCGCGGUUUUGAAAUGCAGCGAAUCUUUAUGGAAGCUUCGGCUUGGAGAAGAGGAUAGUUCUGUGUAUUCCGUUGUAAAACUAUCGGGUAAAAAAUGUUGUGACGUCACCUGUUGUAAGUGUGACAUCUGUGUGCAUAUGUAUUCCUGUAGUUGCCCGGCAUAUUUUAUAAAUUCCAAGAUUUGCGAACACAUACACCACAUCGCUUUCACUUAUGCACAUUCAAGAAAUCGGGCGGAAGGUGGAGGCAAAUACGUUGCUGAGCUGGAUCAAGAUGAUGCUGGAUCAGCUGUUCUCAGCACUGUCUCGAAUCCUGAGCUCAUUUCAAAAGUAGUAAACAAAACUAUCAUGAAAUUGCAAAGUGCUGAUUUCAGUAACAUGCCACGAAAUGUUUCUUCACAAGUGUUGACUCAUUUGUUAGCUCUGAACAGUUUGAUAACAUUUGGCGACAACGAUGAUGUAAAUAGUGUUGGUUCAUUUGUAAAUGAACAAUCGUAGUGAUGGAAAUUGCGCGCUCAAAGUGUGCUUGGACAUGUCGAAUUUUAUUAUGUAUUUAUUACAUUCUGUAUAAAAUUAUUUCUUACUUCCUAAUCUUAUUACUGUAAUUGAGAUAGAUUGUAUAUUAAUAAAAAAAAUUGAGUCAUAUCGAAAGUUA